UAACAAUAGCAACAAAAAAUUACGACUUAAUUACACAGUGGCUUAUGGUGAAAUGCAUAGAGAUAAAUUAUAAGGGAGGGGGGCAUGAAGUGUCCGGGCGCCUUACGCUGAAGUGACGAAACUUAACACUGUUGUAAAAUGUCUUAUUACAAACCUUGACGUCAGAAAUACCUAAAACAGGCUAUUUUCCUCUUUUCUUUAACGAUAAUUAUUAUUUUUGACGUGUUAAUGAUGCAACGUUAUUGAUUCCUGCUAGAUUUGUGGACUAUAUAUUAAAUAAUUGACUUAAUACUAAAAAUAAUUUUAGUAACAUCGCAAAGAUCGAAAAUGAUGUCACAUCUGCAAGAAAGUUGAUAUUUUAAAGAUAUAUAAAAAAAAUUCCAGAAGUAUUGACACUUAUGUCAUUAAACCUAUUCAAAUUUAAAGAUUUCAUUGAAGAUGGUAUGUACAUACAACUUCAAGUAUGCUUUUUCAAUAUUGACAGUUGUUUCACUUGUUCCACUCACCUACUACAUCAAGGAUUGGUAUCUUACCAUGUCAUGGGGCAAUACGCACGAGGUAUCGUUUAUAAAAAGUACACAUGAUGUGUAUUCGCAGCACAGAAAUUGCAACUCUCUCACCAUAGAUGAAUUGAUCCACGGUGAAUGGAUUCCACGUGAGAACCUAACAGCAGAGUAUGUGAAAGGAGUACAUGCUAUGAAUAAUUAUGUGAGAGAGAAACGUGGCAUAAAAAGUCUAAUUAAUCUUCGUACUGAUGGCAAAUGUGGGAUGAAAUAUCCUAUCAAUGGUUAUCAAAGUCAGUGUGUAGCAAACUCGACCAAACCAUGUUGUAGCGAGCAAAAAAAUAAAUGUGGAAAUGGUCCCGAAUACUGCAAAUGCCUUCCGGAUUGCACAGAUUAUUCAAAUCAAAUAAAUCCAGAAUUAAUGAAAUGGAACGAAACCUUUUGUCCCUUAGAUAACUUUACGUCAUUAUCAACAUGUGAUUUCCUACAAGAAAGAUAUUCGUCAAUCACAUUUAUUGGCGAUUCCCUUGUAAGGCAUAUGUUUCAAGCCUUUAUGAUACAUGUAACUGAUGAUGCCGCAUAUGGUUCAAUGAACUAUAAUCUCACAAGAGAACAGCUCAAUCCUUGCAAAAAUGAAAUGCAAUUUUCUGAAACAGGUUGUCGUCUGAAAUUAGCACUCAAAUGGCGAGAUGUAAUUAACAAUCCAAUGUACUGUAGAUAUGCCAAAAAGAAAAUAAAAUCGAGUUUUUUUACUGCUAGCGUCAUCAAACACUUACCAGACGUUUUAAAGAUUAUUGACGAACGUUUAUUAAAAGAACGUCCAUUGUUUUUGGUGUACGUUGGUGGACAUGACAAUUUUCAAGCUGAAAAGACAUGGAAGUAUUUUUUAACGCCAUUAAUUGACCAUUUAGUUAAAAAUAAAAUCAGAAAGCCUUCCUUUCUUUGGCUAGGCGGAAACACUAAUGGACCAUUAAAGUUAGUGCAAUAUUCUAAGAACCAAGGCUCUAGAAAGGCGUUUGAUUAUAUACAAGUACUGUCAAAAAAGCUAGCAGAGAAAGGUCUUGCGCUGUAUGACUUUUUUCCGAUGACAAAAGAUGUUUACAGUUUCGACGGUACUCAUUUUGGAUCAACAUUGAAUGGCAUGAAAGUUAAAAUGUUAAUGAAACUGUUGAGGUAUAACUCGUUUGAAGUGCGGUAAUAAAAACCAGAAUGACACUAUUCCAAUCCUGAUUGGAUGAGAAGGUGGGAAGAUUGAACAGCAGCUUGUAGUUCUUUUCCGUAGCUUUUGAUUGAUUUAAACAAUUUUAUUUAUGUUUGUCAUAAAGAUUUUAUUUAUAUAUUUAGACGUGUAAGUAUACUUUACACUAGGUACACUCGAGUCUCCAACAGAACUCUCACUAUUAAUUUUUUUAUUAAUUUUUUCAGCUAGGACGACAUCCUUAUUUCACACACCCCUACUUUUAAUAUUUCACGUUUUUGCCACCCAGGACAAUACGAAUGUUGUGAAGGUUAUAAACGCCUAAUGAACGCCUUCCAUCUUCUGUCCCCUUUUCUGACUAUUUCAGUACUAUUAAUAUUUCAGAAACUUUUCACCCACCCACUACUAUUCCGCUCCCCUUCCCACACACUAUUAGAGACGCAAGAAUAUGGAAAGAACAGGAUAAUAGAGAUUAAAAUACAAAAACAUCCAUCUGAACUAAGGGAAUAACAAAGCAGUGGCUAGGAAAAAGAGAAAUACGCUACAGUUUAUUUUAUUGGUAUUUAGUUACUUCAAAGUUCUCUUGGAAAAAUUGUUUUUUCACAAAAAAUUCACACAAAAAAUUCACGUAAGAUGAAUACUCAUCUUCUGUAAAAGAGCACACGCUUUUGCGAAAACAUUGUUGUAAAACCAGCAACUCGCAAUUAACCACCAGCUUUAAUUAACAAAGACACACGUCAAUACUGAUUGUGAUAUACAAACCAUGUCGACUUUGCGCAUAAUCACGCCUUGCAAACUCGAUAACAGUUCUUUAUGAAACAGUACUGGCACUACUUUUAAAAUCUCUCGAUAAAACACCAUCUUAGCACAAAUGUGCUAAUUGACACCUUCGUGCCUAGUGCUAUUUACAAAUUUGCGUUGAAAAAUAAUAAAUACUCAACUGCAUAACCUGGACUGUAAUAAAUCUAAUUAACUUACAUUUUUGCUUUAUGCUUUGAGAACAAAAGCCCACUAAAUCACCUGGCAUUGUAGGGAAAACAAAAAGACUGUUUGUCAGUGGUAGAAAACAACAGAGUAAAAACACACCAAAAUCCCUCGAUGCAAUAAUGGACUUCGAAUUGGAGGAUAUGAAUAUAACGGAAUUCCCGUUUCAAAUUGAAGUACUAUAGACGCCUCCUCUAAACACACCAUCUACAUCAACUAAAACAACAACCUCAACAACAAUGGCAACCAACAAAAUAGAACCUGUACACCCGCCAUUGAUAAAUAAUAUUGGACCUGGCAACAACCUUGGCAAUUCGACAACAAAACCUAAAGGUGGAAAUGAGAUCGAACGUUCCAUUUCAAUGUCGACUUUAAAGGUUUCAUCAACAACCAACCUUGAAGCACAAAAAAAGUACAAUAAAUCCACAAACAAAUACCAUCA
Messenger RNA from Hydractinia symbiolongicarpus, 3127 nucleotides. RefSeq lists its product as uncharacterized. Lineage: Eukaryota; Metazoa; Cnidaria; Hydrozoa; Anthoathecata; Hydractiniidae. Bases 439 to 1701 code for a protein of 420 amino acids. The transcript is spliced from 3 exons. The record is from RefSeq and is a predicted model, not a curated record.